AUGAAGGUAUGCAGCAGAUAUUAUCUGGUACCAGCUGUGGUACCCAAUCCAUUGCCUCCAACCAUGGAGGAAGAAUAGCCAUCAUGGCUCAGAUGUUUGUGUUCCUUUUCCCCCCAUGAAAAUGUCUCCAAUAAAAAAAUCUCUUGUUUUAUUAGAUUUUGGUAUGAAGUAUUAUGUGGUGAAGGAAAAAUGAGCUGAGCAAUUUGGGCUAUUCCCUUCCCCUGGGGCAGUGGUCCCUCACUUCCUCCUCUUGGUCCGUGCUCUGCAUUCUGUGUGCACUCCAAAGGCCAAGGUAACGAAUUAGGACCCGAAGGAGAGGGAGCUGGCAGACUGAAUGGGUGGGAGCAGAAAUGCUGCUUCAUUUUGGGUGCCGAAGAAGCACCCUAUACUGUACAGGGAAUAUUUAAAAAGGACUGGCAUCUUCUUUUGGUAUUUGGAAUACUAGGCUCAUAGGGGGAAAUCUGAAAGACAUGAGCAAACCAGUGAUGUAACCAUUAGCAGCCAAUAUUUCCCUCUCUUCCAGAUUUCCUUCUGGGACUUGCUUCUCAAGGAACAGGGGAAUCAACAGUCAGGAAGGAAAACUGACAUCAAAGGGAGCGGGAAAGGGCAACAUCAACUCAGAGGGUUCUCAUUCAGUGGGUGGAGCCAUCUGCAUCUGGUAAUCUUCAGACAAGACCACGACUCGAGGGGCCUUGGGCUAAUAACAGGAAUUCUCCUCUAGCUCACAGCCUCUUCCUCUUCCUCCCAUCACCGCAAGGUCUGCAUCAAACUGGCAUUUGCAGUGGCUGACACAAGCUGCCUGUGUUUUCUUAUUUUUGUUAUUUUUGAGAGGAUAUUUUAGCACUGAACGCAUUCCCUCCUGUUGCCAUGGCAGCCGUGACAGGGGUUAUAUACCGUGAGAAAAAUACCAAAAUUAAUGAGUGAGUGAAAGUGCAGCAGAGAGAAAAACAAGGUUAAAGAAAGAGUUAAAACAGUAAUAAAAACAACCUCUUGAUAAUUUGGCAGAAUGUAUCCUACAGGCAAGGAGAGAGAGAGAGAGAGAGAGAAAGCUUUCCAGGGAAGAGCAUACAUCAUGGCCUCCAUGAAAAGCCCAGUGCGACAGGAAUCACACCUACACAAGAACACCUUCCUGGUGCCACUCCAAUAUGUGAGUGAUGCUGCAAAAAACAGAAACAAACAAACAAAAAACCCACCACCCCAAAUCAAUGCAAAACCUUCUCUCCUGACAACCCCAGCCCAAGGUCUCACAAUGUCUGGCACCCUUCUGACUAUAACCUGGACUCAGGAUGAUGCCACACCCCAAAUCCAUGUGAAUAUCAUACAAGAAUAUCAGCACAUGCAUUCUAUCUGAGGACCCCAAACUGGCACACUUCCUGCCUAUACUUGCUGAUCAGUAUGGCAACUCUGAGAUUGUCAUCACAAUCAACACCCAGGAAUUAGCACUGUGUCUUUGAACCACCACCAUAACAUUGUCUAUUUCAUGUCUAUUCCCCAGCCCCCUUAGUGUGAGCCCCCUCCCCAAUCAGUGGUUCCUUUCUGCCCACCCAUUUGGUACUGUCAGUUCUUAAAAGCAGCCCAGGCGGUCCUCAUAUCAGCAGAGCAUCUUCCCAAGUGUGCCCUAGAUACUAUUAGAACCUGGCUUGAAAAACCAACACUGCUCUCAGAUCUAGCAUGGUGCCCAGGCUGCCACACAGAGACACCCAUCUUUGUUUUGCCUUGUAUUUGUUUGCAGGAGCAAUACUGUAUGGGGGGAAGAGGGAAAAAAGCCUAGAGUCUUUCAUGUUGCUCAUUUCCUCAUGUUUGUUUUUCAGUGCCUUUUGUUUUUAAUUGUAGGAAGGAGAGAAUUGUCAGAACAUCUGUGUUAUUAGCAUUAGCUGCCCGAAUCCUCUCCCUCCCCCCUCCUGUGGAGCCCAGAGCUGAUGAGAGAACAGAGGAGCCUUUGAAACAGCUCACAGCAACCAGCAGCCAGGUUUGCAGCAUUUGUGUUGGGGGAAGAGUAUUUAUUCUCAUGUAA
Podarcis lilfordi (Lilford's wall lizard) is the source of this 2014-nucleotide messenger RNA. Lineage: Eukaryota; Metazoa; Chordata; Lepidosauria; Squamata; Lacertidae. The record is from the annotation of a GenBank genome assembly.